ACAAGUUUCACAUACAUUCGACUUCCACAAUUUUUCUUUUUUAUGAAACACAAAAAACAACCGAAAAAAAAAACAUCAAAACCAUCAUUGGUUUCUCUUGUUUUCCUCAUCUUCAACCAAAUGGGCUUAUAUUUUCCUCACCACCUAGUUUUUUUCCUUCUUCUUGCACCACCCGUUCUUUGCCAAGUAAAUGAUUUUAUCAGCAUAGACUGUGGAGGCACAAGAAAUUUCACUGACACAAGUACAGGACUGGCAUGGAUUUCAGACACGGGACUAAUGAGCCAUGGAACUUCUGUACAAGUAGAAAAUCCAAAACCAAACUCAACCCAGUAUCUGAACCGCCGAGAGUUCCCCAUAGACGGCAAAAAGUACUGCUACACUUUGAGCACCCAAGAGCGGAGAAGGUACUUGGUCCGUGCAACGUUUCAGUACGGAAGCCUCAAAGACGAAGACACUUACCCAAAAUUCAAGCUUUACUUGGACGCCACUGAGUGGUCGACCGUCACCAUUUUCGAUGCCGCGAGAGUUUAUGUCAACGAAAUGAUUAUCUGGGCACCUUCUGAUUCCAUUGACGUUUGCAUUUGCUGUGCAACGACCGGUUCUCCGUUUAUUUCCACUCUUGAAUUGAGGCCUCUCACUCUCUCCAUGUACGCCACAGAUUUCGAGGACAGUUUCUUCUUGAGAGUGGCCGCUAGAGUGAACUUUGGCGCCACUUCUAAAGAUGCUAUAAGGUACCCAGAUGACCCUUAUGACAGAAUUUGGGAUUCAGAUCUUGAAAAGAGGCAAAACUUUUUAGUGGGUGUGGCUACAGGGACAAAGAGGAUAGAAACGUUGAGGAAUAUAGAUGUGAAUACUAGGGAACACCCACCAGUUAAAGUGAUGCAAACGGCAGUUGUUGGCACAGAAGGAAGGCUCAGUUAUAGGUUGAAUCUAGAAGGUUUUCCUGGGAAUGCUAGAGCCUAUGCCUAUUUUGCUGAGAUUGAGGACUUGGGUCCAAAUGAGACGAGGAAAUUCAAGUUGGACGAGCCUUAUUUUCUUGACUACAGCAAUGCAGUUGUGAAUAUUGCUGAGAAUGCCAAUGGAAGCUACACUCUUUAUGAGCCAAGUUACAUGAAUGUCAGCCUGCAGUUUGUUCUUUCGUUUUCGUUCGCCAAGACCCGGGAUUCGACCCGAGGGCCACUGCUAAACGCGAUUGAAAUUAGUAAAUAUGUUCAGAUUGGUGCAAAGACGGAUAAGCAAGAUUUGGCUGCUCUCAUUGCCCUCUGCUUGAUGUCUCCUGAAAUCGCGUUGACAAACGAAGGCGAUCCUUGUGUUCCAACUCCCUGGGAUUGGGUGAAUUGUAGCACCAAUGCACCACCGAGAAUAACAAUAAUUAACCUUUCAGCAAAGAAUGUGAAGGGUGGAAUCCCAUCUGAGCUUAACAAUAUGGAAGAACUUGCAGAAUUGUGGUUGGAUGGUAACUCUCUUACAGGGACACUACCUGACAUGGCUAAUCUUAUCAAUCUAAAAAUUCUGCAUUUAGAGAACAACAAAUUGACUGGUCCAUUACCUUCUUAUCUAGGCAGCUUGCCAAGUUUACAGGAACUGUACAUACAAAACAACUCUUUCAUUGGGGAGAUCCCUCCAGGAUUGUUAGCUCGAAAAAUUGUUUUCAAAUACCAAGAUAACCCUGGCCUACAUAAGGUGUCACAAAGCAAGAAGAAGCACUUGAAUUUGGUCAUUGGAACUGCAGUUGGGGUUUCCGUCCUUCUAAUAAUACUAUUGGUGGGAGGUUUAUUACUCAUCCGUACUCUCCGAAGAAAGGCAUCUCGGACAAAAAGCAGUGACAGAAAAGGUUACUCUCUGCGUGCUAGCACCAAAGCUUCAACCGCCUAUUCGAUUUCACGGGGAGGUCAUUUGAGGGAUGAAGGCAUAGCUUGCUAUAUCACCCUCUCUGAGCUGGAAGAAGCCACUAAUAACUUUUCGAAAAAAAUUGGGAGAGGUAGUUUUGGAUCCGUAUAUUAUGGAAGAAUGAGAGAUGGAAAAGAGGUGGCAGUCAAGAUCAUGGCUGAUUCGUCUAGCCAUGGGGACCAGCAAUUUGUGACUGAGGUAGCGCUCUUGUCAAGGAUACAUCACAGAAAUUUGGUACCUUUGAUUGGAUACUGUGAAGAAGAACAUCAAUGUGUCCUUGUUUACGAGUAUAUGCACAACGGAACCUUGAGGGAUCACAUACAUGGUUGUGCCGAUCAGAAGCGUUUAGACUGGCUAACUCGCCUUCGAAUAGCAGAAGAUGCAGCUAAAGGGCUCGAGUAUUUACACACUGGAUGCAACCCCAGCAUCAUACACCGGGAUGUGAAAACAAGCAAUAUUCUCUUAGACAUCAAUAUGAGGGCUAAAGUUUCAGAUUUUGGACUAUCAAGGCAGGCUGAGGAAGAUUUGACCCACAUCUCUAGUGUGGCAAGAGGAACCGUUGGCUACCUCGAUCCGGAGUACUAUGCUUGUCAGCAAUUGACAGAAAAGAGUGACGUCUAUAGUUUUGGGGUUGUGCUACUUGAACUGAUAUCGGGAAGAAAGCCCGUCUCGCAGGAAGACUAUGGGGCAGAGCUGAACAUUGUUCACUGGGCGAGAUCCUUGAUUCGAAAGGGGGACGUGGUAAGCAUAAUGGAUCCAUUUCUAGUAGGGAAUGUGAAAAUCGAGUCGAUAUGGAGAGUUGCAGAAGUUGCAAUCCAAUGCGUCGAACAACAUGGAGUUUGCAGGCCGAGAAUGCAGGAAAUAAUAUUGGCCAUACAAGAUGCUAUGAAGAUUGAGAAAGGAGCUGAAGGAAGCCAAAAGAUGUCUCCUAGCGGUUCAAAAGCGCAAUCUUCCCGGAAAACAUUACUGACCAGCUUUCUUGAAAUUGAGCCUCCUGACUUGUCUAAUGGCUUCCUAGUCCCCUCUGCAAGAUAGCCAUCAAAGGACUUAAAAAUACAUCAAAAUGAUCAAAGUAUAUAUACAGUCACUAAUAUUGCGAGACUUUCCACAUGUAAACUACAGCUCUUUUUGUUCCUUUUGUGAUGGAGUUGGCAAUAGUUUUGCACAUGUACAUGGGACAACAAGUAAAAUCAGCUUCUAAAAGCCUUUGUUUGAAGUUGCACAGCUUAAUAGAAAGCUUAUUAUAGAUGGGCUGUUUUAUUAGAGAAUUUUUCGGCGUGCCAUGAUAAGAUA
Morus notabilis is the source of this 3183-nucleotide messenger RNA. RefSeq names its product probable LRR receptor-like serine/threonine-protein kinase At1g67720. Lineage: Eukaryota; Viridiplantae; Streptophyta; Magnoliopsida; Rosales; Moraceae. The record is from RefSeq and is a predicted model, not a curated record. The coding region runs from base 43 to 2925 and encodes 960 amino acids. The transcript has 15 exons. Gene Ontology annotation, biological process: protein phosphorylation. Gene Ontology annotation, molecular function: protein binding; protein kinase activity; ATP binding.